GCCAAAGCUCCUCCCGCGACCGAAGCUGCCCAGCACCGCACGCCUCGUCUUCUUCUCAUUUCACCUCAAAAAACGUCGCCGAGUCAAUCACUCUGCCUUUUACACCGCGCAAUUGGCUGCAAUCUGUCCCCGUUCAUUGUGUGACCUUUUUCUGCGAAUCAAUUGGUUUUUCCAAUCCAGGAAUCAUCAUCGAUAUUAAACGAUUUCGACUGGCGCAAGCCAACGAUCCACGCCAUCCGAGCGCGCAAACGCCUCGCCCAUCAUCAGAUAUCAUCUAGAUUAGAUUUCUCCAUCAUGGCUCGAUUGGCUGAAUCUCCUGCGCCGCCUAAUGGCACUCAGUCGGUCAAGAAACCUCAGAGCACGAAGAACGGCGCAUUCAACACCUUCCUGUCAUCACCGGGCAAGCCCUCUGGCUCACAAUCACCGCACCCGAACAAGCGCAUCAAGAGCCUCGCGCCCACUGGAACUCCCCGUUCGGAUGCUUCGCGAUCCCGUUCGCCGCCUUCGCAAAACCCCUCUCCGCGCUUUCCCGUGAGCCCUUCGCCGCGCAAGGCUCUGAGCGAUACCGCCGACGACGUGGAUGCUGCCGACCGUAGCACACCUGCCGAUACCGUUACUGCCGCUGUUCCCGCCGAGAACGAUACCUCAGAGCCGACCUCGUCCACUGCCCCAGUUACUGCCAUGGAGGCUACCCCUGAUGCUGAAGCCUCCGGGUCUACACCGGAACCCAGUGCACCCCGGGCUGGCGUUGUGUCCUCUGUUCGCAAGACAUUUUCCAACGUGGUCAACAAUAUAACUGGACAGCGCACUGGUACUACAACUGUCACAACAACUUUUGAACAGACCAUCGUGAGCCGCAAGCGCAGUAGAGAGCCGAAUGUAGAGGAAAGCCCUGCUCCUGCUGAUAAGGAGGCCGAUCAAGAGAUUGAGGCUGCGAAUGGCACUGAAGGCAACACCACUAUCCAGCUCGGAAACCAGUUUGAAGCCGAAGUAGAGGCCGAGGAGAUUCGCGCAAAGAGCCCCGUCAAGGAGGCAGUGCAAGUGGCUUCUCCUGCAGCAGAGGAUGCCGAGAUCAACGUUGCCACGUCCACUGAUAACGCCGACACUGUUGAGGCUGCUCCUACCGAAAACUCAGCUACAAAUGCCGCGGGCGACGAGGACGUAGAGAUGGACGACCCAAAGAACGGCAUGUUUGUGUUUGACAAGAUCCUUGGACAUCGUCGCGACCCGAACGAUAAGACCCUCUUUCAAAUGCACAUCAACUGGAAGCACGAUGAUCCUACGUGGGAGACUGAGCAGACUAUUCACGAGGACGCCGAGGAAGCACUGUUUGCGUACUGGAACAGCCUCAAGGGUGGCAGGCUAGGUGCCAUGGCCGACAAGAACCUCUGGCACGCUCUCCGAGUAGAAAAGCACAAGCAGAAGCCUUCUGGCGCAGUCCAGCUCUACGUUUGCUGGAUUGGUUCACCUGAGCGAUCAUGGGAGCCUGAGUCGCAAGUCGAGGUGUAUGCGCGACAGCACGUCGAGAACUAUUGGAAGUCUAAGGGUGGACGCGAGAAGUGCAUCAAAGCCGUUGCCAUGCCUGUCAAGAAGGGACGCGGUCGGCCUCGCAAGAACAAUGCUUCCGAGUCAGAUGUCGAGGUUGAGGUCUUGAAAGAGGCUUCAAAGGAGCCAAAGCCCAGAGGCAGACCCGGACGCAAGCAGAAGCGUGAUGACACCAUGGCUGAAGAGUCGCAGCCUGAGAAGUCUGAAGAAGCAUCCGCUGCAGAGGAUAAGCCCGAGCCUGCGGCCAAGGAGCAGUCUGAGGCAGACGAAGAGCCCCCUAAGAAGCGUGCCCGCGGCCGUCCUCGCAAAAUUAACGCAUGAAGUUGUGGCGACUUUGGCGAACCGGUGUAGUGACUUUGAUGGCCGAUGUUAGACACGAUAAGCUCAAUAGCAUGAUCGCGGUGGAAGCGACAGAGGUGAGAGUUUUUUUCUCGAAAACAGAUGUCUGGAAUAAGAGAGAGGUUUGCUGGGCAAUUGCGAG
This is a messenger RNA of Colletotrichum scovillei, 2026 nucleotides long. Its product is annotated as chromo domain-containing protein. Bases 295 to 1866 code for a protein of 523 amino acids. The transcript is spliced from 2 exons. The record is from RefSeq and is a predicted model, not a curated record. Gene Ontology annotation, molecular function: DNA binding. NCBI's taxonomy places the organism in Eukaryota, Fungi, Ascomycota, Sordariomycetes, Glomerellales, Glomerellaceae.